AUGAGGAAAUGGAGUGCGAUAGUAGUGAUAAUGAUGAUGAUGGUGAUGGCUGCGACGGUGACAGUAGAAGCAAAACAUGAUUGGAUUCGAGGUUUUGAACGUUGUUUCCGUAACUGUUCGACAACGUCUUCUUGUGCCGAUAACGACGGUGAUUGCUUUGAACGUUGUAAACUCCUGUGCGGUGGUCCUAACCCUCCCCAUGGUCUUACUCCUCCUCCCGGUCGUUUCUCCUCCUCACGAAUCUCACGUGGGAUGGCAUCUGUGGAAGUUCGCGGAAGGAAGGAGUGA
Molecule: messenger RNA, 288 nt
Organism: Microthlaspi erraticum
Lineage: Eukaryota; Viridiplantae; Streptophyta; Magnoliopsida; Brassicales; Brassicaceae
Source: the annotation of a GenBank genome assembly